This is a messenger RNA of Zymoseptoria tritici IPO323, 665 nucleotides long. RefSeq lists its product as uncharacterized. The coding region runs from base 30 to 527 and encodes 165 amino acids. The record is from RefSeq and is a predicted model, not a curated record. Lineage: Eukaryota; Fungi; Ascomycota; Dothideomycetes; Mycosphaerellales; Mycosphaerellaceae. The transcript has 2 exons.
AGAACGAACGACCAAACGGCAACGCCGGCAUGCCAGAACUCCCUCAUGGUUGGCGAUUGAGGAACAGUGCGGGUGAGGUCGUGGGGCCGCCAGUGGAGGACGACUAUUCGGGCUCAGAUUCUGGCAGCGACGAUCCUGAGGGCUUCAAUAUCCGGCCUGAUUCCGAGGGAUGGAACGAUGUUGAAGAUGAUUCGGAGCCGGUCAGCAUCAAGUGUCUGUUAUGCGACGAUGUGUUUGCCGACGUCAAAGUGACCAUGGAGCAUUGCAAGGCGGCCCAUGAGUUCGACUUUGUGGACAUCCAGAAAGCAAAAAAAUUGGACUUCUACUCUAGCAUCAAAUUGGUCAACUACAUCCGAUCUGAAGUCCUCGCCGGAAAGGCCAAGCCUGAUGUGCAAGAUCCUCUGGCAUGGGCGGACGACAAAUUCUUGCAACCCACUUUGCCUGACGAUGCGCUUCUGUUCAGUCUUGACGAGCUAGAUGAGUCGCCUUUAUCAGACGAGGAAGAAGUUUCAUCCAAAGCCGACUGAGCACCAUACAACCCAUGCCCACGGCAGCUUCCGAGCGUCUUUGCUCGAAGCGUUUGUGUGACGACCUCGAGUGCACCUUCAGACCUCGACUUACACCGUCUGCUUGAUGUGCACAAUCAAGCACGGGCGGAUUUCUAC